CCAGCCUCGACAUUUCUACUCUUACACUGCUCCUUGUGCAAUUGGUUACUAUUAGAAGUCUAGCAGCUCCAAACAGAAGUGCGUCGACCGAGCUCUACACUGGAAGUACCGUGCUCUAGAUAUGUCGUCCAGAAAAAGCAAUUACUAUGCCUUCGCAAAUCCGAUAGAGAGACCCUGCUGUCAAACCAAUUCUGUGCAACAUGGAGAUUACCCGCCGAUCGACACUGUGCAACAAGGCGAUUGUCCGUCGAUCAACACACUCGUCUCAUCCAAGAAAAAGCAUACCUAUAUUUGGCAGUGCUGUUAUUGUGGAUACCCUUCCAUCCCAUACAGAAGCUCAGCCUGCCCUAGAUGUGGCAGUGGCAGAUGUGGGAACUGCCUGAUCACAAAGGUGCAAGUCCGAAGCUGAGAGCGGCGAGGGCGAGGGCGAGGGCGGAACGGUAUACCAUGUAUCCCCACACCUGUCCGAAACGCGACCACUGGUCGACCAAAAAAACAUGUUGCAUCCCAGGCGACGUUCAAGUCUCUUUGUACACAGCAUUGGCAAGCGGGGAAAGCAAGGCACGACGACAAGCAGCGGCCGUUGGAUGGACAUUGUUAGAUGCAU
Molecule: messenger RNA, 607 nt
Organism: Boeremia exigua
Lineage: Eukaryota; Fungi; Ascomycota; Dothideomycetes; Pleosporales; Didymellaceae
Exons: 3
Coding region: 122-409 (95 amino acids)
Source: RefSeq, a predicted model, not a curated record